Messenger RNA from Mercenaria mercenaria, 2411 nucleotides. RefSeq names its product ceroid-lipofuscinosis neuronal protein 6 homolog. The transcript is spliced from 7 exons. The coding region runs from base 766 to 1680 and encodes 304 amino acids. The record is from RefSeq and is a predicted model, not a curated record. Lineage: Eukaryota; Metazoa; Mollusca; Bivalvia; Venerida; Veneridae.
GUUAACAAGCCAACGCUCCAACACUGGGCUGUCAGGGCCAUGGGGAAGUGUCUUACCAGUGUUAGUCAACAAGCUAACACACAAACAUUGGUCUAACAGUGUCUGGGGGAAGUGUUGAACCAGUGUAAGUUAACAAGCUAACACACAAACACUGGCCUGCCUGUGUCAUUUGGAAGUGUUUUACCGGUGUAAAUUAACAAGCUAACAUAGAAACACUUGACAGUGUCUUGGGAAAGUGUGGUACCAAUAUAAGCUAACAAGCUAACACACAAACAUUGGUCUGACAGCACAUUAGGAAAGUUGAUCAGUUUACAAAUUUUAAAGUGUAGCCUGCAUGAAGAUGUAGAAAAGCUAUACUUGAUAAAAUGCCAUUUCUGCUCUCCUCUGGUGCUUUUUGUAAGGUUGCUUUUCUGUACCUUUCAUAGUAGUAUACUAGUACGAGUAAUUUUAUGUAUGGAAAAACUAAGAUGUGAAAGGAAUAAUACAUUGACCUAAAGGUUUUAUCAGUAUGUCCAGGGGUGAUUUUUAUGAUGCAUAUGACAAAAACAAUGUACAUGAGGAUAACAUACUUUGUGUUUGAUAAAAUAAAUUUACUGUUAUAAUGAAUGAUAAAGUAAUUUUGGGUAAUAAGGUUAGGGUAAGGGUUUGAUGAAAUUUAGUAUAAAUCAUCACUUUUGGUAAUGUUAUACAAAACAUUUGGUUGCUGACAAUUCUGUUAUAAAGAAAGUUGAAAGUGAGUUAUAUAAAGCAAAUAAUUUGGAAACCAUGGCGACUCGCAAGCGUCGUACAGACUACCCAGAGCCGGUUAUUACAGUAGAGUCGGGAUUUGAUUCUGUAGCAAAACUUGAUAAAAAGUUUCAUGGAGCCAACAGCUUUCACUGGGAUAUCUGGCUGUUCCUGGCACUUGAUAACUGGAUAUUUGACUUUGGAAGACCUAUAGCAGCUUUGUUUGUACCUCUUGAAUGGUCUCCCCUUAACAAACCGAGUAUAGGAGAUUAUUUUCAUAUGGCUUAUAACGUCAUUACACCGUUUUGUAUCCUUAAGCUGUUAGACCGGUGUCCUCGUAAGCCGUCAUCUACCUUGGUAUACCUGUGUAUUAUAACAUUUGUGAUGGGAGCCAGCAUACAUCUUGUUGGUGACAGUAUAGAUCAUCGUUUAGUGCACCUCGGGUACCAGCUACACCUGUCUGUCAGGGACAAUCCCAUGAUGCAGAACUUGGACCCACCAGGGCUUGUUGACUCGUUUGAGUUGUUAUACUUGUAUGAUGAAGAAAUUGGUCAUCUGAUGUGGUAUAUUCCAUUUUUUGCCAGCCUCAUUUUGUACUUCUUUGGGUGUUUCCAGCCACGACAUCAGACUGAGGCUGCAAAGUCUAGUCUGGCUUGGUGGCUCUUAAUGGUGGUUAGUGCAGUAUAUUACUGGUACCUGGUGACUGAAGGCCAGAUAUUUAUAGUGUAUUUUAUUACAUGUGUAGCCAUGUUUGUGAUAGUUCUGGUGAAAAAGUCCAGAAAACUUGUACUAGACAUUAAUGGAAGAUUUCUGUUCUAUACCUUCCUGGCUACAAUGUUGUUAACUAUUGUGUGGGUAGCAGUGUUGUGGAAUGAUUCUGUACUAAGGAAAAAAUACCCGGGUGUAAUAUAUGUACCGGAACCAUGGGCUUUCUAUACAUUGUAUUUGAAAUAAGGUGAAAUAGAGUCAGUAGGGGUUUCAAUACAUUUAAUUCGAGCUAAGGUGAGAUAGUGUUUCCUGUACAUUUUAUUUCAGGUAAGGUGAAAUAUUAAAGGGUCUAACCCACACAUUUUGGGCGAAAAAUAAUUAGAAGAUAAAUAACUGUUGCAAUGCUUUUGAAAUAAUGCAGACAAUUUACAUUCUUCUUGCAUUUUUACCAAUAUCUGACUUUUAUUUUCACCCACUUUAUCAUGUUUCAGUGUCAUAAUGUACAUUCUAUAUCAAACUUUGUGGAAAUGAACAUGUUUAAAACUUUCAUCUAAACUGUGGGCGAGUAGCUUUAAUAAUGUAAUUUUCUUUACAGUUAAAUCAUUUCACGGGCAUGAAAUUUUACGGUUUGAUCCAGAAUGGUUAUUUCAUUGAGAAUUAAAUUCAUUUAUAUUUCAACUUCAAGAGACAAAAUGAAUAAAAAUUUAGUGUAUUCCUUGUUCAUGAAUUGAUGCAGUUGUGAAAACGCACAAAAAGAAGUCUGCCAUGAAUAUUUAUGAUUUCACAGUAUAUUAUGUUUUUACAUUUAAGUAAAAAAUGGAAUUGUAGUUUAUACUGUAAGCACAAGAGUACGUACACCUGUAAUUUUGGAUAUUGAGCUGUGUGUGUGUUUGUAAUUAGUAAGGUUGAAAAUCAGUGAUUACUAAUACAUGUUAUAAAAUUUAAUGUACUUGAAUGAAUUAAAUUUUUGUAAUGUU